ACAUCACCGGAAUUUGCUGGGAAGAACGUUCUACAAUGUGGAAGAGGAAACUUCAUACUCUUGAGAUUCAAACUGUCAAUGACAUGUACAAACUCUUGCAAGAGUAUAACUCGAGCUUGCAGCUGUACAAUAGCAAACUCCAAGGUGAUCUCACUGAAGCUCAUGAAGAUAUAAAGCGAGGAGAGAAAGAACAGACGGGCAUUGUAGAGAGUAUUGUGAGGGAAGAGUUCAUGAGUGCUUUCAAGGAAGAGAAGCUUGAGAAAGUUCAGAAGGCUGUUGAAGGAUCUGUUGAUGAUUUGGAACUUCCAUUUCAAGUUUUUUCCAAGCUUGGAAGAUGGGUGAAUAGACUACAACUAGUUUGUGGUAAUGAUGCAGAGAGCAUAAUGGGAGGACCUAUGUCGGAAACUGAAGACAACAACGAUGCUUUUUUGGGUGAGGAAGCUGAUGGUACUACUGCUCCAGAAUCUUCUGCGGGAAGGAGAAGAAGACCCACGACAGAGAGAUCAAGCAGUGAUGUUCCAAAGCCGAAGAAAGCAAAGAAAAAGCAAGCGCAUAGAGCUGAAGUUUGGCAGCAUUAUAUUGAGAAGGAAGAUCUUGUAGACAUAGAUUGCUCUGGGACCAAGUUGUUCAAGUACCAAGGAUGUUGGUACGAAAAAGACAUUCUCCAAGCAAUCCUCAAUUUCAACAAAAACUUUCAGCCACAAGAAACUGAUAUAAUUGUUGCUUCUUUCCCCAAAUCGGGUACGACUUGGCUCAAGGCACUCACAUUCGCACUCGCUCAAAGAUCACAACACCCUUCAGACCAUCAUCCUCUGCUAAGUCAUAAUCCUCAUGAGCUAGUGCCGUACCUCGAGCUCGAUCUGUAUCUCAAAAGCUCGAAACCGGAUUUGACCAAGUUACCAUCAUCAUCUCCGAGAUUGUUCUCAACUCACAUGUCGUUCGAUGCGCUUAAAGUACCCUUGAAGGAGUCUCCUUGCAAGAUUGUGUACGUGUGCAGGAACGUCAAAGACGUGUUGGUAUCACUUUGGUGUUUCGAAAACUCCAUGAGUGGAGAAAGCAAUGUAAGUCUCGAGGCUUUGUUCAAGUCUUUCUGUAGCGGAGUUAGCUUAUGCGGUCCCUUAUGGGCAAAUGUUUUAAGCUAUUGGAGAGGAAGCUUGGAAGAUCCUAAGCAUGUGCUUUUCAUGAGGUACGAGGAGUUGAAAGCGGAGCCUCGUGUGCAAAUCAAGAAACUUGCUCAGUUCUUGGAUUGUCCAUUCACAAAGGAAGAAGAAGAUAACGGAGGUGUAGACAAGAUCUUGGAACUUUGCUCUCUAAGAAACCUGAGCGGUUUGGAGAUCAACAAAACAGGAAAAUUGUCGGAAGGAUUAAGUUUCAAGAGUUUUUUCCGUAAAGGGGAAGUUGGUGAUUGGAAGAGUUAUAUGACUCCUGAAAUGGAAAACAAAAUCGACAUGAUUGUUGAGGAGAAACUUCAAGAAAUGUCAACCAAAAGUUGGAUCAAGGCACUCACAUUUGCACUCAUUCAACGAUCAAAACAUCCUUUAGAAGAAGAUAAUCAUCCUCUGCUAUCUCAUAAUCCUCAUGAGAUAGUGCCGUACCUCGAGCUCGAUCUGUAUCUCAAAACCUCAAAACCAGACUUGACCAAGUUCUUAUCAUCAUCAUCAUCUCCAAGAUUGUUCUCAACUCACAUGUCGUUCGAUGCACUUAAAGCACCCUUGAAGGAGUCUUCUUGCAAGAUCGUGUACGUGUGCAGGAACGUGAAAGACGUGUUGGUGUCUCUUUGGCAUUUCCUCAAUGUCAACAAGGGAGUAGAAUGGGGAGAUUUCAGCCAAAGCGAAAAGAUCAGUGGAGUGGAUGAUCACUCUUUCGAGGCUAUGUUUGAGUCAUUCUGCAAUGGAGUUACCCUAUACGGUCCCUUUGAGGACCAUGCUUUGAGCUAUUGGCAAGGCAGCUUGGAAGAUCCUAAGCAUGUUCUUUUCAUGAUGUACGAGGAGUUCAAAGCGGAUCCUCGUACUCAGAUCAAGAGACUUGCGGAGUUCUUGGAUUGUCCAUUCACUAAGGAAGAGGAAGAUAGCGGAUCUGUAGACAAGAUCUUGGAACUUUGCUCUCUAAGUAAUCUAAGCAGUUUAGAGAUCAACAAAACUGGAACGUUGGAUGGAGUAGAUUUCAAGAGUUAUUUCCGUAAAGGAAAAGUUGGUGACUGGAAGAGUUAUAUGACCCCUGAAAUGGUAAACAAAAUCGAUAUGAUCAUCGAGGAGAAACUCAAAGGUUCCGGUUUGAAAUUCUAGAAUUAUGUGUGCUUUGUCAUAUAUAUUGUUAAUGUGAUGUAACAUUAUAAUUGAUGUGUCUGGUUUUUGUUCUCUUUGAUGUUAUUGAACUAGCUUAUCUCAUGAGGUGUAAUUAUGUUCACUUACAUUUAUGACUAAUAAACUAUCAUAUUAUCA
This is a messenger RNA of Arabidopsis arenosa, 2441 nucleotides long. The record is from the annotation of a GenBank genome assembly. Lineage: Eukaryota; Viridiplantae; Streptophyta; Magnoliopsida; Brassicales; Brassicaceae.